GUACAGCAGCCCACGGCAGCAAUCGCUGAUCGGUGAGAAGAGUGAAAACGAUACGUGCUUUCCCGUCAGAGUCUCCAAAAGUGUCCAAUAACCCCAGAAAAAGUCGCUAGAUUUGUCGCUAGUCGCUUUUUUGAAAACGAGUCGCUAGAGGAGUCUAAGAACUAAGACAAAGUCCCUAAGUUAGUAACACUGCAAUAAAGCACCCUGUUAUUCCAGUCUGUUCACGUGUUCGAAUCACAUGACAGAACACUUCCUUGUAAUCAAGUCAGAAACGCCCAACACUUCCUUAAAAUCAUGUGUAAUAACGAAAGUUAAUAUUUAUACUGGGAGUGUGAGCGUUGUUAGUCAUUUAAGGAAUAGGGAAUAAAUCGUUGAAUAGAAUCAUUAAUGACUGAACUUGAGAAUGGGUAAUCAACAAAGUCUUCUGACAGAGAAGGGCUACUCUUUACUGCAAGAGACUGAAAACGAAAGUACUGGGAAAGCAGCUCUGGUGAAUAAAGAUGGCAAUAAAUACAUCAUCAGAACUAUUAACAUGACAAAUAUGGAUGAUGAAAUCAAGCAGAGAACACAGAGGGAAGUGGCCAGUCUGGCAGACAUGGACCAUCCUCACAUUGUCCGCUAUGUGGAGUCCUUUACUGACGAGAACAGCAGCUGCAACAUAGCAAUGGAUUAUUGUGAAGGGGGAGAUCUCUCUGAAAAGAUUAAGUCCAAAAAAACAGAAGGCACUCCAUUCUCAGAAGACCAGAUCCUGGACUGGUUUGUGCAGAUUUGCUUGGCCCUGAAACAUGUGCAUGACAGGAGUAUUGUACACAGAGACAUAAAGCCUCAGUGUCUCUUUUUGACCGAAGAAGAAACCAUCAAGCUGGGAGACUUUGGAGUUUCAAAAAUCCUAAGCAGGAAAGAUGAAUAUGCAAAAACCAAGUUAGGAAUGCCUAUUUAUAUCGCUCCGGAGGUAUGGAAAGACAAAUGUUUUGACAACAAAAGUGAUAUCUGGGCUUUGGGCUGUGUGCUGUAUGAACUCUGCACACUUGAAUUUGCUUUUUCACACCAGGAACAAUUCUUCAUGUACGAGUUAUGGAGCAAGCCAUCUCCACAUCUUUCUGAGAAUUUCUCAGCUGAGCUGCGCCAUCUGGUGGAUGAACUCCUUCAUAAGGACCCGGCACGCAGACCCACCAUUGACGGCAUACUAAAGAAAGAAUUCUUAGUUAAACAGAUACCCAGGCAACUCUUAUUAAUGGAAGAAGUCUUAGUGGUUCCUGCACCUUUUCCAUUAAACGAACCAGGAAUUUAUGACUGGAAUAAUCAGGAAGUGCCCCGUGACUCUGACCAGGAUCGGCGUUUGGAGGAAGGAUGUAUGGACAAUCAGGAAAUGCCCGUGGAAAGGAAUCGGAGAUUUUUGAUCUCUCAGGUCAACCAAGAUAUUGAAGCAUUUAAAAAACUCUAUGACCGAGAUGUUGCUGACAUCCAGAAUGUAGUGAAGAAGCUAGAGACGACUGCAGAUGGUCUGGAACGUGUCCACUUCGGUACCACCGUAGGGAGCCUAACAGGGGGGGUGGUAGGUGCUGCAGGGGGGGUCACCUCCGUAGUUGGACUCAUUCUUGCACCCUUCACUUUGGGAGCCUCUCUGAUUGUCACUGGUGUGGGGAUUGGUGUUGCUGUAGCUGGGGGGGUCACUAGCGCCGUCUCCAAUAUCACCAACAUGGUGAACCAGUCAAUGGACCGUAAGACUACUGAGGCGAUCGUUAGUGAAUAUCGGGAGAAAAUGGAACCCAUCCUAAUGAGUGUGGAAGGCAUCAGAACCGGCAUUGAAAAUUUAAAGGAGAAUGAGAGCUGCACAAAUAUUGCUAAUUUGGCACAGACUGCAUCGAGAGCAGGGAGGGGCCUGGGUGGCAUUGCAGAGCUUGUCCGUCUGACGCAGGUGAUUAACGUCGGUAAGGUGGCUGCUCAAGCGGCCAGAGCUGUACGGGUGGCAGAGGCCUUCACAGCGGUGCUGUCUGGUCUCUUCAUUGCCCUCGAUGUCUAUUUCAUUGUUACGGAUGCCAAAGAGAUCCACAACAUAAGGAAAAGAUCUCAAAAGCAAGAUGAAAUAAAAUCAGCCACAAUGAAGCUUGUAGCUAAUAUCAGGGAGAUGGUUUCUAGCUUUAAGGAGAAUUUAGAUGUGUUGGAAAGUACAAGGGAGGAACUGAUGACUGAAGGGUAGACUGUGAACUAUUUAUGUCCUUUCAGAUUGACCAGUUUUAUAUGGCAUUCUUCUAUGUACGUCAUGUAAACUAAUGCAAUAUAUAACGCAUUUUACUAAUAGUUUGACUACUUCCUGUAAGGAACUAAGGAUGCCCCAAUGUUCCUGGUUGGUAAUUUAUAUACAGGCAGCAAACUUUGGUCAUGAGAAAGGCAUGGAGGCCCCAUUUGACAUCAUUAGGGUGAUAUGGAAGUAAAUGACCAGAGAAGUGAUGGAGUUACCAUGUGCUCUCAUGGGACGCCUCCAUCCCGCCCUGCCUCGUCCCUGUAUCAGCCUUGUCAUGCUCCAGGAGGCCAGUAAUGCAGAUGCAAAUUUACUGAUCACACCUAUACACAAUAGCUGGUAAGGGGCAGUGCUAUUGUAGUUCGGGAUCAUUUUCAAUUUUCAAAUUUUGAAAUCCAGUUUAGUUUUAGUUACUUUUCAGUGAGGUUUUGUUAGUUUUUAUUUUAAAUAUAUAUUUCUAUUUAAUUUUUCUAUAUUUUUAUUAUAGUUUACAGUAACUAUGGAUAUAUUUAGCAUUGUCAAGUUAUUUUAUGUUUCUGAUCAUUAUCAUAAUCAUAGAUAAACAUGAUUACACAUACUGUAGCAAAUAAUGUAGUAAUGUCCUCAAAAUGGGUAAACCAUUUUCCAGGUAUUGUUAAUGGUAAUUACAGAUAAAUCAUUACUUUAACUUGAGUUAAAAAUAGUUGUGGAAUCAGUUGUUUUAUAGUUUUCAUUUAGUUGUAGUUUAUUUUAUUCUUAUAUCUUAUGUCAGUUUAUGAAAUUGUUUUCUUGUAAUUUUCUUAUUGGGUUUUCUUUAACAAUAAUAUCCCCAGUUAGGGAGUUUUUUGGAGUAUAAAAAGGGGUAAAGAACUGUCCUUACUUUGUAUUUGGGCUGCCUUUCAAUACCCAUUGUAUGAAUGAAUGAAUCAUCACAUGUCUGUUCUGUAUUACACAAAUUAUAUCAAUAAAUCAUAACUUUGCUAAAACUA
Messenger RNA from Brienomyrus brachyistius, 3210 nucleotides. Its product is annotated as probable serine/threonine-protein kinase nek2. Gene Ontology annotation, cellular component: extracellular region. Gene Ontology annotation, biological process: lipid transport; protein phosphorylation; lipoprotein metabolic process. Lineage: Eukaryota; Metazoa; Chordata; Actinopteri; Osteoglossiformes; Mormyridae. Gene Ontology annotation, molecular function: ATP binding; protein kinase activity; lipid binding. The coding region runs from base 404 to 2200 and encodes 598 amino acids. The record is from RefSeq and is a predicted model, not a curated record. The transcript is spliced from 12 exons.